This is a messenger RNA of Dermacentor andersoni, 2332 nucleotides long. The record is from RefSeq and is a predicted model, not a curated record. NCBI's taxonomy places the organism in Eukaryota, Metazoa, Arthropoda, Arachnida, Ixodida, Ixodidae.
AUGGAGAAGCACCGGCUGCUUCCACCACAUUGGCGGGAGAGGUCACUACGGGACCACUGUGCGUGGGCUCGGAGGACUCCUGAGGCCUCUGUGACGCUGCCCCCACCUUCGUCACAUCGGCAUGACUACGUCGCAAAAGGGCCGACCGCCCACCACGGAGCCCAACGACGGGCCGAGGCAGAGCUUUUGUACAAGCCUGCACGACGCCAGCUGUACGCCGUCACUACAACCAAAUAUGUGUACCCAAGCACCAAAGACGACGACACCCCUGACAACAAGCGAGAUAACGCAGGCGACACCUAUGAGCACGAAACCUUCACCACCCACCCGGCGCCCUGUAGCUCCUACGACCACCCCUACCACUACCACUACCACCACCACCACUACCACAUGUCUGGGUGGCAAUCGAUGCCGGGCCUCCGGCGUGCGAGGCGAGCCCGCUUUCCCGACGCCACGCUGGCUCCACGCUCCUGCCUGGCUGAAUAUCGGCCUUCAAAUCCCGAUUACGUGAAGAAAAACAUCACUGGCCUGCUUUGCCACACCGUGGUGGAUAGCUACCUCAAGUUUGCGGUGCCGGCGGGUUGCGACUUCUUCAUCGCCGAUGUCAGCAUCGCUGUUCCAACGAGGCACCCACGAUACUGGCCGUACAUGGCCACCGUCAACCUCAAAAGUGCUACGCAGAAGCAGGCGGUGAUGCAACGGAUGCAGCUGGCGCCGGGCAAGGGCCUCAUCCUGAUGGUGAACCGCAGCGCACUGCGGCCUAAGAAUCCCCAGGCACGGCCGCAAGCCAUCGUGCGCGGAAUCCUCCAAAUCGUGACCGACAUUAACGCCGACGGCGUCGGGCUCACCGACCAAAGCUUGCGGGAGAGCGACGUCCAGGAGGUCAGGUCCGAUGCCGACAUAUUGUCGGACGAGAUGCGACAAUACCAUGGUCUCUACAGGCACGAAUCGUACACCGGAUCCUACAAAGGAUUCAAAGAUCUCAUCACGCACGUUGCAAUGAAAUCUUCACUCGUCUUCGUAUACAGAGUCUUUGGUCGCGCGACAUACUUCUCAGCUCCGUACUACACCAACUUCUUUAUGGAGAAAAAGAACGACACACCAGUGAGUGAGUACAUCAAGCAAGAGGUCAUCGUCCCGCUAUCGCAGAAGCAAGGCAACAAGGCUGUCGCCCUCUCCAUGUCGCUGCGGGUUCGCAAGUGCGCCAAGUACUCCCUGGACGGAGACCAGCCUCCCAAGUGCACUGAGUUGCCUCUAGACUUCCAGCACAUCUGCGACAUAAGCACAGCGAACUUCGAGUGCCAUUUUUAUUCGUUGAUGACUAGGCGCUGGAAGGGGGGAUUGGACGAAGACCUCACUGACAUCCAUUUUUUCGAAGUUGAAGAAACCGUUUCGAGGAAGGCCCGUCUAAUGGCUGACCAGCUGAAGAAGGCUGGAAUUAAGACGAUCGGCAUCAUUGUCGAGCAUUACGAAUAUGACGCGGACAAAACUGUCAUGACUUAUUCACACGACAAGCAACGGAACGUUUCGUGCAAGGUGACCCCGUUUGGCAUCACCAAUCGCACGAAGGCGCAACUGGGCAAAGUCCUCUAGUUUCGUACUGCGGAAAGACGACGUCCACCUGGUUGGAGAGUGCGCCCUUCAACUGUGUGCUUCAGAUUCAGCCUCAAGGAGGUUACAGUCCUGUGCUGCACGGUCAACUCUUCAUUUUUUUUUAUCUUCCCACCUAGGCUCAAUAGCGCCUAGUUUUGCCACAUGAUUUUAGAGUGGCCGUUUUUGAACAUUCUACUUGGACGUUCAUCAGUAUUUUUUUUUUCAUCUAGGACUUUAUUGAAUGUGUUUAUCCUUAGAACGUACGUUGUUCGCUUUGUCUGGACCACAUCCAAGAUGUCAGCAAAAAUGAAUGAAAGAGGUUAUGACCUUGCUUGACCAUAUGUUAAUACCGAAAUAUGCCAAAGCCAAAGUCGAAGUAUGUUAUUUAGGCAUCGGAAAACGGUUGCCUAGGAGGCAGACAUAAAGACAUAAUUAAUGCCUGGUCAUGCAUUUUAAUGUUGCAACUCAGUUUGUUUUGGUUAGUCACUAACAAACCAAAGCGGGUCGGUCGACUUCGCUUACACAUUUUGCGACAACCACAACCAUCUCCCCGUGCGUUGCACUCCACUGCGUAGCUCAUGGCACGGAGCGGAAUCGGUGCUGAAAACAAAAUGCUGAAAACACCUUUUUGCGCCAUUGAAUUGCAAUUCUUUCUUUGAGCUAAUUAUUUAAAGCACUGACACACACAAACGAAAGCCGAUGCCAUUUUCUUCUCCAGCCCUCGCCCGCUUUCGGUAGC